Messenger RNA from Melanaphis sacchari, 464 nucleotides. RefSeq names its product coiled-coil-helix-coiled-coil-helix domain-containing protein 7. The transcript has 3 exons. The coding region runs from base 183 to 425 and encodes 80 amino acids. Lineage: Eukaryota; Metazoa; Arthropoda; Insecta; Hemiptera; Aphididae. The record is from RefSeq and is a predicted model, not a curated record.
AGUCAAUACUCAAUUCCUAUUUCUUUAAUAUUAAUAUAAAAAAAAAAAAAAAAUAAAUAGUUAACACACUAUUACCUAAAUACUUAUAUUUUCUAAUUUAUGAUUCGCAAGUUGCACACAUAAAGAAUGAUAUUCAUGUACAUUAUCCAAUACUAAAAUUGUCUCAACAAAUUUUAAUAAAAAUGUCUGAAGCUAAGAACGGAGAUUCAAAUCCUUGCUUGCAGGAACAAAGGUUAUCAUAUAAAUGCUUACAAGAUAACUUUGGGGAUAAAUCGCAAUGUGAACCGCAAAUAGAAAAUUACAAGGACUGCAAAACAUUUUGGUACAAUAUUUUUAAAGAACGGAAAAACAAAAAAAUACAACCAUACAUGCCAUCAUUAGAAGAAAGGAUAAAAAUUAAGAAGGAAUACAUGAGUGGUCAAUAAAACAUUAAAAUAUUGUAUAACUAAUAAUAUGAUAUAUUA